This is a messenger RNA of Mytilus trossulus (common blue mussel), 807 nucleotides long. RefSeq lists its product as uncharacterized. The record is from RefSeq and is a predicted model, not a curated record. NCBI's taxonomy places the organism in Eukaryota, Metazoa, Mollusca, Bivalvia, Mytilida, Mytilidae. The transcript is spliced from 3 exons. Bases 205 to 807 code for a protein of 200 amino acids.
GUUCGAGAAGCUUGUUUCUAUAAAUAGCAGCCGUAUGAUAGUUAAAACUUUGACAGAAGAUACUGCCAGGAAAUCAAUACAAAGGAAUUAUCAGUUGGAAUAAAAAUGGUUUCCAUAACGUUGGAAUUACAAGGAAUAUUGCAGCGUCUACUGGGGAAAUUAAGGAAAAGUCUAAACUGACAAACAAGAAUACAAGAAAACAAAAUGGAGAUUAAAUCAGAAACGAAUAUUGGUUGUGAUGAACUUGCACAAAACGAUUUACAACGUGAUCUUAACUCUAUUAAGGUUGAACGAAAUGAUAAUCUUUCUGAAAACGUGCCGGAAUAUCAGAGAGUGUUGUCUAUCGUCGGUGGAUAUGUUGUCGCAGACAACGAUCAGGAAACAAGUAGUACUCCUACAAAAGAAAAUCUGUCGUUGAUUACAAACGCGGAAAAAGACAUUAAAAACGAAGAAAGUAUGUUUACCAAGGAAACAAAGGAAUUAAAUUUUACACCGAGCGUCGAAACUGCAAAAAAUGCUACUUUGACAGAAGAAAGAUGCGACAUCAAACCAAUCGUUCUAAAACCUUCCUCUGGUAAACACGAAACAAGAAGCACUCCUACAAACGAAAAUCUGCCAUCCAUUACAAAUGUAGAAAAAGACACUAAAAACGAGGAAAGUAAUUUUACCAUGAUGGAAACAAAGGAAUUCAAUUGUUUUGAACCGAGUGUCGAAAUUGCCAAAAAUACUACUUUGAUAGAUGAAAGAUGCACCAUAAAACCAAACGUUCGAAAACCUUCCUCCGGUAAAGAGGAAGACCAAUGGUAA